Acipenser ruthenus (sterlet) is the source of this 1602-nucleotide messenger RNA. RefSeq names its product acylphosphatase-2-like. The record is from RefSeq and is a predicted model, not a curated record. NCBI's taxonomy places the organism in Eukaryota, Metazoa, Chordata, Actinopteri, Acipenseriformes, Acipenseridae. Gene Ontology annotation, molecular function: acylphosphatase activity. The coding region runs from base 546 to 845 and encodes 99 amino acids. The transcript is spliced from 4 exons.
CAAUAGUUUAUUAUGUAUGAGUGGAUGAGAUCAGCAAUCCAGGUCUGUGAGGCUGCAGCCCCUUCCUGGCCAGAAUCUGUAUGAGGGAGGCGUGGGAAGCAGUUUUAAUGGGACGCCAGUAAACACGCACCUGCUUACUGGCCGCUAAACGCUGCAAAAUUUGCAUCCCAAACCACCAUGCUCUGACUGGCUCGGUCCCUGAUUGGUUCACGAUUCCUCAGCCAAUGCUCUCACUAGCUGCUUGGAACACGGUUGGGUUUGGUAAUGACGCCAUUCCGGAUCCACUGCGCGGUACCGAUCAAGAAUCAAUUGAAGAGCAGGUGGAGCCAACAUGGUGGAGACAGGGACGCAGUUUCACCGUUACUCAAAGUGACAAGCGCAGGGGAAGAAUGAAACUGCGGUAAUAUCUGGAGGCUCUGGGUAUCAAAUAGCGCAGCUGCCGGCUUCAAUCACACAGAUAGCUUGAAACCACACUAGACCAAGCAAUUCAAAAACGAAUCAGUAAUAAUAAUAAUAAUAAUAAUAAUAAUAAUAAUAAUAAUAAUAUGAGUUCUUCCUCGGGUCUCGUGUCGGUGGAUUACGAGGUAUUCGGAGAAGUGCAAGGGGUUUUCUUCAGAAAGCACACGGAGGAUCAGGGGAACAAGCUGAAGCUGGUGGGCUGGGUGAAGAACACGCCAAGGGACACUGUGGUGGGACAGGUGCAGGGGCCGAGGGAGACCGUCCAGAUCAUGAAGAACUGGCUGCGUACCGUGGGCAGCCCCAUGUCCCGGAUUGACAAAGUCACGUUUACCAACGAGACACAGAUCUCAUCGCUGGAGUUCAGCAGCUUCACUACCAGAUACUGAGGAAGCAGCCCCCCACCCACACCCUACAAAGCAAUUCAUAGGGGCAGGAAUUCUCUGUGAAACGAGCGAGACCCAAACUUCAUUUAGCAGCAAUACAAUUGUUUGAAUAAUCGAAUUACAGCGAAAUUGCUUAUUUGAGUUUCCCUGUUUAAAAAAUAUACCGUAUUCCUUCGAGUUUAAGAUGCACUUUGUAAAUAAUUUUUUUUCUUUUCGAAAAUGGUCCUGCGUCUUAAAUUACAGUGAUGUGUGUGUGUUAAAAUCGCCAACGAAAGACUGUCCGAGAACACAAACAGCAACGAGACUGGGGGACAAAAAACGUCACUAUCUGAUCUUGAAUCAUCCAUGGCAUACAGGCAGCCCUUUUCAGAGAAGUGGGAGUCACCGUCUGGGAGACUUCAAGAGAUAAAGAGGACUCCUCCAGCUCAGAGGAGGGGGACUAGGAGAGCUUCGUUGUUGUUACAGGCUUGUUCAUUUACCAAUAGACAACAUGCUUUACCACUGUGCCUAAUAGACGAGUUUGUAGCACUGCAUUGCAAAACAUUGACUAUAACUUUGUUAAAUGGCUCUUAUAUGCAUCAUUAAGGUUGGAUGCUUGUAAAUGCAUCUUUAUAUAAUUUUUCCUCAAAUUGAGGCGUGGGAAAUCUGGGCUCCGUCUUAAAUUCGAGGGCGUCUUUAAUUCCAAGGAAUACGGUAACACAACCCCUUUAGAUAAAUACAGCGCAGCACUGUACAGUAAAUACCUGAGAUUGAGGGCUGA